AUGACGGCAGAUAACCUGAGUGAGGAGCUUACAUCUGCUUUCCUGAGCUACUCCUCCCCGCGCUCUUCUCCCAGGGGCAUGGCAAACGACGACAAGAGCAGCCACACUGAUCAUUUCAGCAAGAACCCUCGCGUUCCCUCUCCAACCUCGCGCCCCGGGAGGGCUUCCCCCCCUCGAAACAUCUCGCCGACCAACUCGUCGAGCCGAAUGGGCUCAGCUGGCGCAAGCAGCUUUACGCGUGCAAGGAGCUCCUCCCUCCCCACGACCACCACAAGACGGAUAACUUCGCCUUCCUCUGCUCCUCGUCUAAACACCCAGUCUCGAGAUCCAGGAGCCAAGGGGCUGCGUCGAGGCUCCGAGAGCGCACGACCAGAGAUACCCUGGCUCGUGCUGCCAACCCCUCAAUUGCCAACGGGCUCCUGCCUGACUUCACAUCGUUGGGCAGGUCGUGAGCCUUGUGCCAAGCCAGCCGCGAAGAGUCCCUUGACAAGUCUGAAACUCUACACGAUCUCGGAGAGCCUUCCUGCAGUGUUCGUCUCGCCUUCCACGUCGCCAAAGUAUUCCAGCGGAGCAGGGCAGACUGACAGCAAGAGUUGGAAGGCACGGUAUGGCCGUACAGUUGGAUCAAGGAACCAUUCUUCCUCUAAGUCUUCAUCCUGCUUGUCCUCUAGCUUGCAAGGGCAUCGGGCGUGCAAGGAGUUCCAAUUGGCAUACCACGAACGGCGAUCAACUGGCAAGAUGUACAUGAGAGGGAUGCUUGACGUCAGGAGCAGCCUUGCCGACUCGCAAGUAAUGAGUGUCUGGGGGAAGAUAGAAGACGGCAUCGCGCAAGACAGCAGGAGGAGGCUGAACCUGUUCGCCAAUGAUACUUACACAACUCCUAUCUACUCCAUCGCGCUCCCUUCUGUCUCCGUGGUCCUGGUUCCUGACAAAGCCCUGUCGUUUGCGAUGCAUAUCAGCAAUGAAUCUGGGACAGAGUCGAAUGGAGUCUGGAUAACAGCGCCAUCCAGCACAUUUCGCCUUAGAUGGCUGCUGGCAUUGGAGGAGGCAGGGGCAAGAAUCAUCACAGAGACAUUCGAUGAUGAAGGAGUGGAUUGUGACAACGGGAAGAUGGUGGAGCAGGUACUGGCCCUCCGUGUCUCAGGGAGAACUGCCGAAGCGCUAGACUUAGAAGCCCCCUACUCCUUUCCACGCUAUCUUCGCUAUUUCAACUGGCAGAGCCUGUUCUCGUCCUUCGUUCAAAUGAGCUGA
Molecule: messenger RNA, 1251 nt
Organism: Guillardia theta CCMP2712
Lineage: Eukaryota; Cryptophyceae; Pyrenomonadales; Geminigeraceae
Exons: 1
Coding region: 1-1251 (416 amino acids)
Source: RefSeq, a predicted model, not a curated record